Molecule: messenger RNA, 539 nt
Organism: Symbiodinium necroappetens
Lineage: Eukaryota; Dinophyceae; Suessiales; Symbiodiniaceae
Source: the annotation of a GenBank genome assembly
GUGAUACCAGACCAGAAGACUGUCAUCUUGGUGGUGUCCACUUGCGGGCUGGGCGCAUAUAUCCGGCCAGCUGCAAGCAGACCCGGCUGAAGCUCCAGUCUCCAGAUCUGCCAUGGCUUGGGCUGGCAGGUUUGAAGUUCAGCGUUUUCGGCCUGGGCGACUCCACUUACUGCCAGUUCUGCGUGGCCGCUGCCGGCUUCUGCUGGGCGCCGGAUUUGCCGCUGGGCCAGGACAUUCCUGCGCGUUCUUAUCGCGUGAGUGCAUCACCAUGCGGCUUGGCAAAGCCACCAUCAGCGAUGUUGACAUCAUCACACCCGGUGCCAACAGACUCGCGCUACAACAUGCUGACAGGUGAUGGUAAGUACGAUCGUGACAUGCGGCAUUAUGAAUUCAAGAUUGAGGGCACUAAUGUUGCUCACAAGACAGGCGAGCGCCUUAAAGACAAGGCCCUGGUGUUCUGCUCGAUGGGUUUGCUGGAUUUCCUGCACCUUUACAUUGCACUCCAGCUGGUGCGUUUCGUCAUUUGGCUCCGAUGUUAG